Molecule: messenger RNA, 155 nt
Organism: Dentiscutata heterogama
Lineage: Eukaryota; Fungi; Glomeromycota; Glomeromycetes; Diversisporales; Gigasporaceae
Source: the annotation of a GenBank genome assembly
CAAGUCCAUGCCCUACUUGCAAUGGAAAACAUGGUAAUUAUGGAUUACAUGGCUCAUGGUACCAUGAGAAUGGGAAUCAGUUCCCUUAUGAUCCUGAAUUAGCGAAGUUGUAUUCCCAAGAUAAGUUGGAAUAUUGUCUUACCUGCAACACUUAA